CUACCUUGGUUACAUCGAACAAAGCAAGCCUUCUAAUAAUCUCACGUCAUGUCAUCAAGACGACUAAGCGGCUCUCUCUGCCUCCAUCAUCGACAGAUUGGAGCAAUUGCAUGAACCCUCCCGUAAAUCGUCGGCGAUCGAUCUUCUAAAUUACCUAGGGUUGGUGGUUUGAUCCAUUGGCGCGGGACCUAAAUGGGUUGGGCAAUUGCUCUUCACGGCGGCGCCGGCGACAUCCCUCUCUCUUUGUCACUGGACCGCCGCCAACCCCGCGAGGAAACCCUCCGUCGUUGCCUGCAGAUCGGCGUUCAAGCUCUCAAAGAGCAGAAACCUCCAUUGGAUGUUGUUGAACUUGUGGUACGAGAGCUCGAAAACUGUCCACAUUUCAAUGCAGGUAGGGGCUCUGUCUUAACAACCAAUGGCACCGUCGAAAUGGAAGCUAGCAUCAUGGAUGGUAAGAAGAGAUGUGGAGCCGUUUCUGGGCUCACCACUGUUGUUAAUGCCAUAUCUCUAGCAAGGCUUGUUAUGGAGAAAACACCUCAUAUAUAUCUAGCAUUUGAUGGAGCUGAGGCUUUUGCAAGGGAACAAGGAGUGGAGACCACUGAUCCAAGCUACUUUAUCACCCCACAGAACAUUGAAAGGCUAAAACAAGCUAAAGAGGCAAACAGUGUGCAGAUUGAUUAUACUCAACCAAGUCCCCAAGCCACAGUACAAGAAACUGAGAUUGGAAAUGGUGACAGUCAAAUCGGGACUGUUGGAUGUGUGGCUGUUGAUAACCAUGGGAAUUUAGCUGCUGCAACUUCCACUGGUGGAUUAGUAAACAAAAUGGUCGGUAGGAUCGGCGACACUCCAUUAAUAGGGGCCGGGACGUAUGCUAACCAUCUCUGUGCAGUUUCUGCAACUGGAAAGGGCGAAGCCAUCAUACGUGGUACUGUGGCAAGGGAUGUGGCAGCUCUAAUGGAGUUCAAGGAUCUAUCUCUUGAAGAAGCAGCAGCUUGUGCUGUCGAAAGUGUUCCGAAAGGCAAUGUUGGGUUGAUUGCAGUAUCAGCCUCGGGCGAUGUUGCUAUGCCUUUCAACACGACUGGAAUGUUCCGAGCUUGCGCAACUGAAGAUGGUUAUUCAGAGAUUGCAAUAUGGCCUUCCAACAUGACUGAAUGAAUGUUGUUGCCGCGAAGCCUGUACUGAAGUUUGGUUCUAUCUUCAGCUGUCAGAGAAAUCCUCUGUUGUUUCCUUCCUAAAGUAUUAAGAAUAGCCUUCCAAAGGAUCUUUCGUUUUCAUUUAUUUGGUUGGAUUUCUAUGGCUAGCUUUUCUUUAAACACCGUUAACAA
Cucurbita moschata (crookneck pumpkin) is the source of this 1325-nucleotide messenger RNA. Its product is annotated as isoaspartyl peptidase/L-asparaginase 1. The transcript has 4 exons. The coding region runs from base 193 to 1155 and encodes 320 amino acids. Gene Ontology annotation, molecular function: hydrolase activity. The record is from RefSeq and is a predicted model, not a curated record. Lineage: Eukaryota; Viridiplantae; Streptophyta; Magnoliopsida; Cucurbitales; Cucurbitaceae.